Molecule: messenger RNA, 1663 nt
Organism: Stegastes partitus (bicolor damselfish)
Lineage: Eukaryota; Metazoa; Chordata; Actinopteri; Pomacentridae
Product: ubiquitin carboxyl-terminal hydrolase 22-like
Exons: 11
Biological process (GO): protein deubiquitination
Molecular function (GO): zinc ion binding; cysteine-type deubiquitinase activity
Source: RefSeq, a predicted model, not a curated record
GUUGAAAUUCCAAUGCUAACCAACUUUAGCCAGCUUGCUAACAUGUAAUUCAAGCGAAUGUGAAGAACUACACACACAGCGCUAUUCCGGACCUAAAUGCACAAAUAACAUUUAUCUCCAAAGCAGGCACAUUGGACAGUUCGUCUUCAUGUUUGCUACUGCGCUCGUCUCAGCCACCGCAACCGGGACAUGUCCAGUUAGCCAGAACGCAGCAAUCGGCGGAUAACGAACCUGGCAAAGCUAGCCAGCGAGCCCCGUUCGGACUGGGUCUGCGGUGAGGGAUUUGAACAGGUUUCGUCGCUCGGAGGACCGUGAAGCCGGAUGCUGUGACUACCAUGAGUCCCGCAGGCUGCCCCCAUGUCAACGGCUUCAAAGUGGACAACUGGAAGCAGAACCUGAGGGUUAUCUAUCAGUGUUUCGUGUGGAGCGGUUCAGCUGAGACCAGAAAACGCAAGGCCAAGUCAUGUAUCUGCCACAUGUGCGGCGCCCACCUCAACAGACUCCACUCCUGCCUCUACUGCGUCUACUUCGCCUGCUUUGCCAAAAAACAUAUCCACGAACAUGCCAAGAGCAAAAGGCAUAACCUAGCUAUUGACCUGCUGUACGGGGGAAUUUACUGCUUUAUGUGCCAAGACUACAUUUAUGACAAAGAGAUGGAACAGAUUGCCAAAGAGGAACAAAGGAAAGCCUGGAAGAUGCAAGGCAUCGGGGAGAAGUACUCAACAUGGGAGCCCACGAAGAGGGAGUUGGAGCUGCUUCGUCACAACCCCAAGAGAAGGAGAAUCACCUCCAACUGUACAAUCGGGUUGCGUGGUCUGAUAAACCUGGGCAACACAUGCUUUAUGAACUGCAUCGUCCAGGCUUUGACGCACACUCCGCUGCUGCGAGACUUCUUCCUGUCCGACCGACACAAAUGCGAGAUGCAGAGCAACUCCUGCUUGGUUUGUGAGAUGUCGCAACUGUUUCAGGAGUUCUACUCAGGCCACCGCUCGCCUCACAUCCCGUUCCGCCUCCUCCACCUGGUGUGGACGCACGCCCGCCACCUGGCCGGCUACGAGCAGCAGGACGCCCACGAGUUCCUCAUCGCAGCGCUGGACGUCCUGCACAGACACUGCAAAGACGACAACGGGAAGAAAGCCAACAACCCGAACCACUGUAACUGCAUCAUCGACCAAAUCUUCACAGGGGGCCUGCAGUCUGACGUCACCUGUCAAGUCUGCCAUGGUGUUUCAACAACCAUAGACCCGUUCUGGGACAUCAGCCUGGACCUCCCAGGCUCCUCCACACCAUUCUGGCCCCUCAGCCCCGGAGGAGACGGAUCAGCACUUAACGGAGAAAGUCACACCACUGGAGCCACGACGCUCACAGACUGUCUGCGCAGGUUCACCAGACCAGAGCACCUCGGCAGCAGCGCCAAGAUCAAGUGCAGCGGUUGCCAUAGUUACCAGGAGUCCACCAAGCAGCUGACCAUGAAGAAGCUGCCCAUCGUGGCCUGCUUUCACCUCAAAAGGUUUGAGCAUUCGGCCAAACUACGGCGGAAGAUCACUACUUAUGUCUCCUUUCCACUGGAGCUGGACAUGACUCCCUUCAUGGCCUCGAGUAAAGAAAGCCGGAUGAAUGGGCAGUACCAGCAGACUGUGGACCCCUUCAACAACGACAACAA